Molecule: messenger RNA, 795 nt
Organism: Cynara cardunculus var. scolymus (artichoke)
Lineage: Eukaryota; Viridiplantae; Streptophyta; Magnoliopsida; Asterales; Asteraceae
Product: zinc finger BED domain-containing protein RICESLEEPER 2-like
Exons: 2
Coding region: 1-795 (264 amino acids)
Source: RefSeq, a predicted model, not a curated record
AUGAUCAUUCUUCAUGAUUAUCCACUUUCUAUUGUGGAGCAUCAUGGCUUUCAGAAGUAUUCAAAUGGUCUUCAACCUUUAUUUAAGGUGCCUUGUAGAGCUACAAUCAAGUCUGACAUCAUGAAGAUAUACGAAACAAAAAGAGGUGGUGUAUUGCGAUGUUUGGAAGAAAACGAAAGUAGGAUUGCUCUUACUUCGGAUAUGUGGACAGCCGGUAACCAAAACAAAUGUUACAUGACACUAACAACACAUUACAUAGAUGCCAAUUGGAAGUUACAAAAUCGGAUUAUCAGCUUUUUACAUGUGSCAUCUCCACACACUGCUGAUGCAUUGUCUCACGUUAUGAUCGAGUGCUUUAUGGAUUGGAACAUUGAUAACAAGUUGUCAACAUUGACACUUGACAAUCGUUCAACAAAUGAUGCUUUGGUUGACAGGCUCUUAGAUACUCUUUCUCCUUCCUCCUUAAUUUUGAAGGGUAAGUUGUUUCACAUGAGAUGUUGUGCACACAUCAUUAAUCUCAUUGUGCAAGAUGGGUUUUCUAUGAUUGAGAAAGCAAUCACGAAUGUUAGGGAUAGUGUCUCAGUUUGGACAUGUUCUCCUAAUAGAGCCCAAGACUUUAGACUCGUUGCACGACAACUAGGUGUAGAUUGUGAAAGAGAAUUAGUGCUUGCUUGUAAGACUAGGUGGAAUUCUGUUUAUACAAUGUUGAAUGUGGCUUUAGAAUAUAAAGAUUUCUUUACUCGUUUAAGCAAGAAAGAGAAACAUUAUAUUUCUUUACCUAGUGAAGAGGACUGA